AUGCUCAUUGCAAAUUUAUGGAUUGGAGUUGGUCUUGUCAAUGGUUCUUUCGGACAAAUCAAAAUGAUUGUCUACAAUGCAGGUUCUAAACCACCAGACUUACCAAAAUAUGUUGUUGUCCAUUUCCAACAUUACAUUGGACCACCAUGGGAUGCUGCCAAUCCAAAAUAUGUUCCCAUUCCACCAAUUACUAGAGGAAACCGCACACAGAUCCCACUAACGAUGGCUUGGGGUAUUACUAUCCACAAAUCGCAGAGACUCACACUAGACUAUGCAACAAUUGACAUUGAAAAAACAGAAAAACAGGGUCUCACGUUCACAGCUCCACAAAUCGCACUGUCUCGAGUAAAAUCAAUUGAAGAUCUUCGAAUUCAACCAACCUUCACUUACGAGAGGUGCUCCAAAUUGCAAGGCAGUCCAUCAACCAUUUCCAGAAAGAACGAAGAAGCUCAUUUGCUUAAGCUUUCUAAGAUCACAAAGACAAAACACUUGCAAAAACGUCCAACAGAGGUACUGCAAGCGCAACACCUAUACAUUUUUGCAUAUCAUAUAGCUUAUUUCAUGCGUUUCCACACAUCAUAA
This is a messenger RNA of Cryptomeria japonica (Japanese cedar), 582 nucleotides long. RefSeq lists its product as uncharacterized. The record is from RefSeq and is a predicted model, not a curated record. NCBI's taxonomy places the organism in Eukaryota, Viridiplantae, Streptophyta, Pinopsida, Cupressales, Cupressaceae. Bases 1 to 582 code for a protein of 193 amino acids. The transcript has a single exon.